ACCAGAAUCGCCUUCGGUCCGGUCGCCAAGAUGGCGUCCUCCGCCUCUGCUCGUACUCCGGCGGGGAAGCGAGUGGUGAAUCAGGAAGAACUGAGGCGGCUGAUGAAGGAGAAGCAGCGUCUGAGCGCCAACCGGAAACGGAUAGAAUCUCCAUUCGCAAAGUACAACCGUUUGGGGCAACUGAGUUGUUCCCUGUGUAACACUCCGGUUAAGAGCGAGCUUCUGUGGCAGACUCACGUCCUGGGAAAGCAGCACCGAGAGAAAGUUGCCGAACUGAAAGGCGCGAAGGAAGCCGCUCAGGGUCCUUCCGCCAGCUCAGCGCCUCAGUUCGCCAAGAGGAAGGCGCCGGACGCAGACGGCCAAGAUGCCAAGAGAGCGAAGCCCUCCUCGGUUCCUCAGGUACAGCCCUCCGCGUCCGCUUUGCCCACUAACUUUGACAAAACAGGAAAGGAGUCCACUAGGGCGACCUCCAGUAAGCCUUCGGGACUCGGUUUACUCCCCGAUUAUGAAGAUGAGGACGAGGACGAGGAGGAGGAGGAGGGAGGAGAAAGAAAAAGGGGGGACGCCAGCAAUCAGCCGCCGGAUGCGCAGGGCAAGGACCAUUCGCUUUCUUCCUCGCGGGAGGUAACAAAUAGCGUGCUACCAGACGACUUUUUUAGCACAAAUCCUCCCAAAGCCCCCUUAAUUCCUCAUUCAGGGUCAAUUGAGAAAGCAGAAAUACAUGAAAAAGUAGUGGAAAGGAGAGAAAACACCGCGGAAGCUUUGCCGGAAGGAUUUUUUGACGACCCUGAGGUCGAUGCAAAGGUACGAAAGGUUGAUGCUCCAAAGGAUCAGAUGGACAAAGAGUGGGACGAAUUUCAAAAAGCCAUGAGGCAGGUCAACACUAUUUCCGAAGCCAUAGUUGCCGAAGAGGAUGAGGAGGGACGGUUGGACCGCCAGAUUGGGGAAAUCGAUGAGCAGAUAGAGUGUUACCGUCGGGUGGAAAAGCUGCGGAAUCGCCAGGAUGAAAUAAAAAAUAAGGUUAAACAGAUUUUGACCAUAAAAGAACUGCAGAAAAAGGAGGAGGAGAAUGCUGACAGCGAUGAUGAGGGAGAACUGCAGGAUUUGUUGUCUCAGGAUUGGAGGGUGAAAGGGGCUUUGUUAUAAGGUUUUAAAGACCCAAGAUUUUGAUUUUUUAACAGUUUCUGCUAUUGCAUAAAAAGUGCUGUCUCUCAGUAUAUCGGUUACUUCAUGCCUAGAGAUUUGGGUGUCUAACUGUGUCGUUGAGAUAAAAUGAACCAGUGAACUACAGCACUUUGGAAAAUUGGUGUGAAAUAUUUUUUGACAUAAGGUUGUUUUUGAAAUUUUUGAAGUGUUACAUAACAAAAUGCCAACUUUUCCACACGUUAACAUGUUUGUAUAAUUUUGAGUUACAAAUACUGUACAUAGUGAAAUAUAUAUUUACUUAAGUAAUUGUUUUGGAAGUUUUUAAUUAAUAGAAGUUAGACCAACAGGCAUUUAGAUUAAUACUCAGUGUACUAUUUGGGGUGUAUAUGUACCACUAAAUCAAACUCAAAAGGUUGGUUUUCUUUUUUGUUUAUUUAGAACACUACUCAAACACAUAAGUCACUGUAGGUUAAUCAGUUCUCUGAGUAUUCUGUUUUCAAAAACAUGCUUUAGUAGAACAUCAAGAAAAAUACAUGCCAAACAUGACCAGCCUCCUUAAACCAAAAUUUGCCUUGACUAGACCAGUGCUUGUCAGAUGUAGGUGCACAUGAGAAUCCCCUAUGAAGCUUUAAAAAAAAUUAAGGUGCCUGAGGCCUUACCUUUCAAUAAAUCUGGGUUGGGGCCUAGGCAGCUAUAUUAUUUUUGAAAGCUCCCAGGUUAUUCUGAUGUAUGCCAGAGUUGGGGAGUAAAUGCCAUAAAUCCAGAACCCAUUUAUAUCUUUUUGGGCCUUGCUUUUUCUUUAAAUAAUACAUUCAACAAACUUACUGUUUCUUGAAUAAAAAAAAAAAUUACCUUUUA
Molecule: messenger RNA, 2004 nt
Organism: Lemur catta (Ring-tailed lemur)
Lineage: Eukaryota; Metazoa; Chordata; Mammalia; Primates; Lemuridae
Gene: ZNF830
Product: zinc finger protein 830
Exons: 1
Coding region: 31-1146 (371 amino acids)
Biological process (GO): mitotic DNA damage checkpoint signaling; mitotic DNA replication checkpoint signaling; nuclear DNA replication
Cellular component (GO): spliceosomal complex; nucleus
Molecular function (GO): zinc ion binding; nucleic acid binding
Source: RefSeq, a predicted model, not a curated record